Molecule: messenger RNA, 2037 nt
Organism: Pipistrellus kuhlii (Kuhl's pipistrelle)
Lineage: Eukaryota; Metazoa; Chordata; Mammalia; Chiroptera; Vespertilionidae
Gene: RDH13
Product: retinol dehydrogenase 13
Exons: 7
Coding region: 90-1058 (322 amino acids)
Molecular function (GO): oxidoreductase activity
Source: RefSeq, a predicted model, not a curated record
CCGCGGAUCCAGCCCCGCCGCCUGCCCGUCCCCACGUGGAUCCCGGGUCGCAGGCUCCUUGGAGCGAUCGCGCGGCGGCUGUGCCCGGCAUGAACCGCUACCUGGUGCCCGUGUCCGUGCUGGGCACGGCGGUGGGCGGCGCCGUGCUGCUCCGGGACUAUGUCGCGGGCGGGGCCUGCCCCAGCAAGGCCACCCUUCAGGGCAAGACCGUCAUCAUCACGGGCGCCAACACGGGCAUCGGGCGGGAGACCGCCUUGGAGCUGGCCAGGAGAGGCGGGAACGUCAUCCUGGCCUGCCGGGACAUGGAGAAGUGCGAGGCGGCGGCCAGGGAGAUCCGCGGGGAGACCCUGAACCACCGCGUCAACGCCCGGCACCUGGACUUGGCCUCGCUGAAGUCCGUCCGGGAGUUCGCCAAGAAGAUCACUGAGGAGGAAGAGAAGGUGCACGUGCUCAUCAACAACGCGGCCGUGAUGCGCUGCCCGCACUGGACCACGGAGGACGGCUUCGAGAUGCAGCUGGGCGUGAACCACCUGGGCCACUUCCUCCUGACAAACUUACUGCUGGACAAGCUGAAGGCCUCGGCCCCCUCGCGGAUCAUCAACCUCUCGUCCUUGGCCCACGUGGCUGGGCACAUCGACUUCGAUGACCUGAACUGGGAGAAGAGGAAGUACAAUACGAAGGCAGCCUACUGCCAGAGCAAGCUGGCCAUCGUCCUCUUCACCAGGGAGCUGAGCCGCAGGCUGCAAGGCACGGGCGUGACGGUGAACGCGCUGCACCCCGGCGUGGCCCGGACGGAGCUGGGCCGGCACACGGGCAUGCACAGCUCCGCCUUCUCCAGCUUCACGCUCGGGCCCAUCUUCUGGCUGCUGGUGAAGAGCCCCCAGCUGGCGGCGCAGACCAGCACCUACCUGGCCGUGGCCGAGGACCUGGAGGGCGUCUCCGGGAAGUACUUCGACGGACUCCGGGAGAAGGCGCCGGCCCCCGAGGCUGAGGAUGACGAGGUGGCCCGGCGGCUCUGGGCGGAGAGCGCCCGCCUGGUGGGCUUGAAGGUGUCGUAGGGGGUCCCCUCCCACAUCCCCCCAAAAUACCUGGGAGCAGGUGUGAAACAAACCAUCAGGAUGGAGCCGCAGGGCCAAGGCUGGCUGCCGUGCCCACGCCAGCCGCUAGGUGGCAGCAUUGGACAAGCCGUCAAAUGAAGGACCCUGCCUGCCUGCCGUACCCGCAGCGGCCGCUAGAUGGCAGCAUGGACCGAGGAAUGCUGGCUGCCAUGCUCACAUCGCCCUCUAGAUGGCAGCAUCGGCCUUUCCAUGCUCCCUCUGGCUUCUGGCCGCUGUGGCCUGGGCUGCAGGUGCGCGCACCUGAGCCAGGGCCUGCCGCAGGUGAGCCAGGCCACCGGCCUAAACUGGGAACCUAAACUGGGAGCUGCUGGGGAAGGAGCCAGCGCCCCCUGACACCUGGGCCACGGUGGGGGGCAGGGUGUCUGAUCCAGUUCACCGUCCCCCGUGGGACCUUGCACGCCGCUGGGAUCCUCUCUGAGCCUCAGUUUCCCCAACUGGAAAGGGUGCAGAAGGCCCGGACUACCUCACAGGAUGGCGUGCUGAGCGUUUCCUGCCAGGGAGAGUUUCCUGAGGGCCCUGGCCAGGUGUGGGGGACGGAGGGGUCGUAGUGGGGGGCGGGGGGCUGUACCCCGAGACCAGGCUGGCACACACCUGGCCCGUUAUCCCCAAGUCUCACCCCCCCCCCCUGGACAGGUGAGCAACGCGCCAGCUGCUGCAGCUGGGGGCCCAGGCGGCCUGGGGUCACGGCCUUCCCUUGCCCCGUGGACUCUCAAACUUGCUCUUUAAUAAAAAAUAAUAGAAAUCCAGCCGACUCACAGGCUUCACUUCCUCCCUGCAUGUGGGGAAGUCCCCACCGGCUCAUGUAUUUCUUCCUUUUUUUUUUUUUAGAUCUUACUCUUCACAUUCUAGGUUUCUUUUUCUUAUUUAUUUUUAACCCUUGGUAAAAAUGUAUCCAAGAAACAGGAUACACAUACAUUUA